CGGUGGCGCAUUUUCCCCUCAGGAGGGGAAGGUGGCGCCCGGCAGGGCGGAAGGAAGGAGAGGGGCGGCGCUGCCGCUCUAGGCUCUGCCGCCGUCAACGCCGCCACUCCCGGUCCGGAGGCUGCUCGGGGGCGCGGCUCCGGCUGCCAGCGGAGGACGAGACGGCGGCGAGUUCUAGAGGCAGCUGAAGGGGCUGUACCUGUCAUGUUGAACUCCGAAAAAAGUGAACCGUAUUUCCCUCGGUCUGGCUGUGGCGGGAGUUUGGCGGCUGCGGACAGGGCGGCAGCAACUUUGUGCUCUCUUGUGAAAUUGAACUACGUCUUAGGAAGUAAAGAAAUGGAUGGGAUGGAUGAAACAUCUAAAAGAAUCCUAGAGCCAUACCAGUAUUUGCUUCAACUACCAGGUAAGCAAGUGAGAACCAAACUGUCACAGGCCUUUAAUCACUGGCUCAAUGUUCCGGAAGAUAAAAUACAGGUUAUCAUUGAAGUGACGGAGAUGUUGCACAAUGCAAGCCUACUUGUGGAUGAUAUUGAAGAUAACUCAAAGCUACGACGGGGCUUUCCAGUGGCACAUAGUAUCUAUGGAAUUCCAUCUGUAAUCAACUGUGCUAAUUAUGUUUAUUUUCUUGGCUUAGAGAAGGUUUUAACCCUUGAUCAUCCAGAUGCUGUUAAAGUUUUUACCCGUCAACUUUUGGAACUCCAUAAAGGUCAAGGCUUGGAUAUUUACUGGAGGGAUACUUACACCUGUCCUACGGAGGCUGAAUAUAAAGCUAUGGUUCUGCAAAAGACAGGUGGUCUCUUUGGAUUAGCUGUAGGCCUCAUGCAGCUGUUCUCAAAUUAUGAAAAAGACUUAAAGCCACUUCUUAACACACUUGGUCUCUUCUUCCAAAUAAGAGAUGACUAUGCCAACUUGCACUCCAAAGAAUAUAGUGAGAACAAGAGUUUUUGUGAAGACUUAACUGAGGGAAAGUUCUCAUUCCCAACCAUUCAUGCAAUUUGGUCAAGACCUGAAAGUACUCAGGUGCAAAACAUUUUACGUCAAAGGACAGAGAAUAUAGAUAUAAAAAAGUACUGUGUACAUUACCUUGAAAAUGUUGGUUCCUUUGAGUACACUCGGAAUACAUUGAAAGAGCUUGAAUCUGAAGCCUAUAAACAAAUAGAAUCACUUGGGGGAAACCCUGAGCUUGUAGCACUAGUUCAACAGCUGAGCAAAAUGUUCAAAGAGACCGAAAAUUAAAAAAUUAACUUCUGGGUGUGGAUUAAAACUCCCUUUAAAAUGGGAAGAUAACCAGAUGGAGAAGUGUGAUAAUCAGUCUUAUGUAAAACUCUCUUGUAGCCAUGUUUCAGAAAUKACUGUUAAAAAUAACUUGUCAUUGAGUUUUGGAAUACAUACCCUAUUAUCUCUGAAGUCUUAACUGUAGCUACUUACAGUUGGUUUUGUUAAAGCAGAUGUACUGGAACUGAAACAAGUUUUGACUCUAAGUGUAAUAAUCUUUACACAACCAUAGGCAUUAUUUCAUACCUAAAACUCUUGUGCCCCUAACCAGGCUAUGACAGGUUUCUGGUUGAAAUUCUGUGUUAAGUUAAAUCAGGUUGACAUGUGAGUAGUGUGCAUUUUAAACAAUGCUUCUAUAAACCAAAAUAUGUGUUAAAAACCAAAAGAAGAUACUUGCAACCACAAUACACAUAUAAUUGUUGCGUGAUGUUUGUAAGUUUAACUUGUGAAGAUCAGGUGGGUCAGCUUACUAUGUUCUAGAGUGAAUAUCCUAUCCAGCUUCAGGGAUAUUUUCAGGGGAAUGGGAAUUACAGAAGAUAGUAUUUUAUAUGCAAAUAAGACUUGCUUAGUCUGAGAUUGGGACUUUGUAAAGAUUUUGAAGUACCUCAGAAAAGAUUUCAUCACAUUGACAAAGUGUGAAUUUGCUGCUGAUUCCAGCUCUUUAGUAAAUAAUACUGCUCACCUGGUUUUAGAUUUUGAAACUGUAGAACAUUCUGUAGCCAGAAACUUGGAUCUGUGCAUUAGAGUUCAUAUAUGUAACUGUAAAUAGCAACAUAAUGAGCUACUAUUGUGAAUGGAAAGGUAUUCACGCCAGGUAACUUUAGGACGUCAUAAUUGGCGCAGGUCUCUUUAAUCUCUGCUUAUAAUUGAGGGGCUUCUCCAAGACUUUAUUUAUAAUUCAUUCUUCAUUCCUGUUAUGAAUUGCUUUCUGGAGGCAUGUUAUAGAUCUCCCCAAAGAGACAAGAGCUGUAUUUUUUUGUGAAAGUACAGUAUCUUGUUUUACAAGCUACAGUACCACUUCAGUUUUGUUAAUUGUUUAUAUAGAGCUUUAAAAUUAUAGAUAUACCAAAAUAGAACUGGGACUAAGAGCAGAAUUUAGGGGUGAGACUGAUAACUAAUUAAGGUUCUCUGCUUAUAUAUAUAUAUAUAUAUAUAUAUAUAUAUAAAGAAAAAGGUUAAUAAAAUGUAAGCAGAUACAUUUGGUUUUUUCUUGGCUGGGCUGGCUUUAAUCAGGUUCAGUUCCCUUUGUGUUCACAGCUGUAUUAAGCUUUGCUUUGGGGUAGCAAGGUAAUGAUUUGGAUCAAAUGUAGGACUGGUGCUAUAAGCUGUGGUGUUAGCUCAAGCAUAGUCGGAAAUGGACAGAGGUACUUGGCUUCUGAUGGCUAAAGGAUAGUUUUAUGCUGAUGUUUGUUCAUGUACUGUACCUGGAAAACAGGGAGGGCUAUGCUCUCAACCCACUGAGAAAACUAACUGAAAAAGGUUGCUGUGAUAUCUUCCGUUCACAGCCUUAAUAUCCUUCUGAAGGUGAUCAAACAUGACAAAAUUGACGAUGACUGCUUUCAGUCAGAAAUAUUAUGUGGUUAUGGAUGAUAGCCUAUCCCUUUUAUCUGCAUGCUGAGGAGAAAUCUUUGAUUAGGCACAGUUCACUGAAUGACCUGAUUGCCAGGACUGAAUAGCUUAAAGUUGGUGAAAGGUGUCUUUAAUG
Messenger RNA from Malurus melanocephalus (red-backed fairy wren), 2980 nucleotides. It is a transcript of the gene GGPS1, whose product is annotated as geranylgeranyl diphosphate synthase 1. Lineage: Eukaryota; Metazoa; Chordata; Aves; Passeriformes; Maluridae. Gene Ontology annotation, molecular function: prenyltransferase activity. The record is from RefSeq and is a predicted model, not a curated record. Bases 205 to 1236 code for a protein of 343 amino acids. The transcript has 5 exons. Gene Ontology annotation, biological process: isoprenoid biosynthetic process.